Molecule: messenger RNA, 316 nt
Organism: Heteronotia binoei (common prickly gecko)
Lineage: Eukaryota; Metazoa; Chordata; Lepidosauria; Squamata; Gekkonidae
Gene: SF3B5
Product: splicing factor 3b subunit 5
Exons: 1
Coding region: 16-276 (86 amino acids)
Biological process (GO): mRNA splicing, via spliceosome
Cellular component (GO): U2 snRNP; precatalytic spliceosome
Source: RefSeq, a predicted model, not a curated record
UCCUGUUUCCGCACCAUGACGGACCGGUACACGAUUCACAGCCAGUUGGAGCACCUGCAGUCCAAGUACAUCGGGACGGGCCACGCGGACACCACCAAGUGGGAGUGGCUGGUGAACCAGCACCGGGACUCUUAUUGCUCCUACAUGGGCCACUUCGACCUGCUCAACUACUUCGCUAUCGCCGAGAACGAGAGCAAGGCGCGGGUCCGCUUCAACCUCAUGGAGAAGAUGCUGCAGCCGUGCGGGCCUCCCGCCGACAAGCCCGAUGAGUCCUAAGGUGGGCCCCGAUCGUUUGGUUUUGCGCUUCCUUAAGAGA